Tarenaya hassleriana is the source of this 888-nucleotide messenger RNA. RefSeq names its product signal peptidase complex catalytic subunit SEC11C. Lineage: Eukaryota; Viridiplantae; Streptophyta; Magnoliopsida; Brassicales; Cleomaceae. Gene Ontology annotation, cellular component: membrane; signal peptidase complex. The record is from RefSeq and is a predicted model, not a curated record. Gene Ontology annotation, molecular function: serine-type endopeptidase activity.
CCUCCGUUAGCACACCAACGGUUAGUUCGUUCUCCGAUCUGAAUCAUUUCGCUCGAGGAACAGAAGAGGAAGAGGAGAAAAUGGGUUGGAUCGGAGAAACCCUAGAUUCCAUUAAAUCUAUACAGAUCUGUCAGCUCCUCACCCAGGCCGUCAGUCUUGGCAUGAUCGUUACGUCUGCAUUCAUCAUAUGGAAGGCAUUGAUUUGUGUCACCGGCAGUGAAUCCCCGCUGGCGGUUGUUCUAUCUGGAAGCAUGGAACCUGGAUUUAAGAGGGGAGAUUUAUUGUUCUUGCACGUGAGUAGAGACCCUAUUCGAGCAGGCGAAAUCGUUGUGUUCAAUAUUGAUGGUCAUGAUAUUCCCAUAGUUCAUCGUGUCAUUAAGGUUCAUGAAAGGAAAGAGACCGGAGAAGUUGAUGUUCUGACUAAAGGUGAUAAUAAUUACGGGGAUGACAGACUUCUCUAUGCGGAAGGCCAGCUUUGGCUUCACCGCAACCAUAUAAUGGGCAGGGCUGUCGGGUUCUUGCCUUACUUCGGGUGGGUGACCAUUAUCAUGACAGAAAAGCCUAUCAUCAAGUAUAUGCUCAUCGGCGUUGGUUUACUCGUUAUAACUUCCAAGGGCUGAGGGACAACACAUUCAUUUCUCAUACCCUCUAAAGCCAGGUAGAUGCUGAGUUGAAAGAACUAACAAGACCGGGUUUUUUUUUUUUGGUAAAUCAAACAAGACCGGUUUUCUUUAUGCCUUGUGCUUGACUUUAACUUUGUAGAAUCAGAAGCAGAUUUUUCUCGUCCUUAAGACAAGUUCUCCAAACAUUUGUGAGCGUGUUAUUUGGCGAUGUGUUACUGUGUUUCUGGUGUCAGGACAUAGUUGAUCAAAGCAUAUGUUCUUGAUU